Phaeodactylum tricornutum CCAP 1055/1 is the source of this 1359-nucleotide messenger RNA. RefSeq lists its product with no specific name. The annotation marks the transcript as partial. Gene Ontology annotation, molecular function: sequence-specific DNA binding; histone H4R3 demethylase activity. The record is from RefSeq and is a predicted model, not a curated record. Lineage: Eukaryota; Bacillariophyta; Bacillariophyceae; Surirellales; Neidiaceae. The transcript has a single exon. Gene Ontology annotation, cellular component: cytoplasm; nucleus. Gene Ontology annotation, biological process: protein hydroxylation; positive regulation of translational termination; negative regulation of gene expression.
UCGAGUAUCUUACAUGGAUCGAUCUGUUCUGGGCUACUCAAGAGUCAUGAUAUAUGGAAUCUUGGACCAGUCUGCGUCAAACAGAAAUUAGUUUGGUAUUGUUCUAUGGUUUCUGCCGUCCCACCGUCUCUCACCGACGUACGGAGGAGGCAGAUUGUCGGACGUUACAUUCACGAGUUGUGGACUGACGGUGGUUCCGAUCUUUCUGGCCUCGCCUUUCCGAUAUUUGAUGGUCGUCUUGUUGCACUAGGGCGUUAUGUUGCCUUUCAAGACGACGAUGCCGAUCACGCAAUCACCCGCAAAGAAAGUAGUCCGUCGAUUGACAGAGUUCAAUGCGAAGACAUGACCUACGACACUUUCAUUCAAACGUAUAUGUAUCCCAACCGACCAGUAGUAAUUGGUGGCUUGGCUGAGAAUUGGCAAGCCGGGCAAGAAUGGGUGCAAGAUGUCGGCGAAGCUCGAAUUCCAAACAUUGCUUUUUUGCGAGCUCAAUUUGGUUCCGAGCGCGCACCUGUAUACGAGCAGCAAACGAAAGGAUUUGGACCGACAAGGCCACAGGCUUCCGAUAGCACCAUUGCGGAAUAUUGCGAUUGGUGGACGGAACAAGCCACACUUGCUAGCGAAACAGUAGCUGUUGAAAAGGAAAGCACUCUCUAUUUGAAAGACUGGAAAUUUUUGGCCGCCCAUCCCAAAUACAAUUUAUACGAAUGGCCUCACUAUUUCCGAGACGACUGGCUCAAUCAAGCCAUGGGAAAUGCAUACAAGUUUGUUUAUUUGGGGCCUAAAGGAACUAGUACUGUCCUACAUGCUGAUGUUUUGCAAUCGUUUUCGUGGUCCACCAACGUUUGCGGGAAAAAACGAUGGUUCCUGAUACCACCAGAAUACACCUAUCUCCUUUACGAUUGUUUUGGAAAGAAGCUCGCCAGUCACUUGCAUGCAGAUGUUGACGAUGGGAUGAAGACCUUUUUCCCCGGUCUACAAGAAGCCCGGCGGCAUGCUGUUCGAGUGGAUCAGGAAGCGGGAGAAACUAUUUUUGUCCCCUCUAAAUGGUACCAUACAGUAGAGAAUCUGGAAGAUACAUUAUCAAUCAAUCACAACUGGUUGAACGGAGCAAAUAUUGGACACAGUUGGGAUAGGUUAUGUAUCGAAUUGGCAGAAGUCCGACCAUCCCGACUAGACGCCGGGAUGGGUAGUGAGGAAAUAAAGUCAACGGAGGAAAUCUGCUGUGGCAACUCUCAGAUUGGCGAUGACCUUGUUCUGCUUUGGCAUGUUGUCACUCGCAAGGUAUUGGCAGUCCGUAACAUCAUUGGUGCCAGUCUAUCGAAUCAGACGAUAUCGGAUAUUGAUGCCAUACUACCA